UCUUCUCACCUACACGAGACAUCGUUAAAUUUCUGAUACUUCAUAAAUUAAUUUGCAGAAAAACAGUUUAAAAAAACUGGAACUCUAAGUGACACUAAAAUAAAACUAUUUAUAUACAUCAAGAAUAAUUCAAACUAAGUAGAAGCGGAAGUGAUAAGUGCGUAGGAAAAAGUAGGCGAUAAAGCGCAGUGAGGGUGCGCAGUAACUUUAGCGUAGCCCUAUAAAGGGAUGGGCAUAGUCACUCGCCCCAUUCACAAGUUCUCAGCUGUCGACGUCACAGGCGUACCUGGUACAGUGAAGAAUAGAACUGGAUAUAGUGAAGUGACACUUAAGUGAGAAUUACCCAUGAUGAGAGCGGUUCUCUGUUUAGUCGUGAUUGCCUUGGCCUGUGACGGUAUUAGCAGUCUGCUGUUGUCGGGCAGGGAGUAUGGUAGACUUAGAAAUACAGCACCAGCUAUCUCCUGGUACUCAAGAAUAAGGCGCUUGUCACGACCGACACAUCGGAUCAUUGAUCCCACAGAAGAUUGUUUUCUAGUGACGUCGGAGGAAGGGGAGUUAUUCUUCAAGUCUCCAUCGGAUGAGCCUUCCGUUUGCGGGAUAUACAUGAUAGCGGAGCCAGACAAGCGGAUCCAGGUGACAUUCAACUACCUUGAUGUGCCGUGCGACAAUGGGGGUCUUGUUGCGUGGAUUGACGGCUGGGAACUGAACGGGCAAGUUUGGCCAGCAGACGCCUGGGACGACGACAGGGUAAUAGAGUCUUGUGACCGCAGACCCCAGAGGAAACUGGUGUCUCGACAGAACGCAGCUCUAAUCCAGUAUCGAGUGCCCGCCCAGGGAAAAGGCUUUGCUGUUACUAUACGCCAUUUGAAGAACGCUAGACCCUGUAACGUGAUGUUGUUUGGAGCUGAAGGCGUGUAUACACUGCGAAACCACGGUGAAACCAGCAACUGUUCCGUAAUUGGGGUGUCCCCAGCCGUCGUCCGUAUUAUAGACCUGAAUGUGGGCCAGGCUGUGAAGAACCGCAACCCGCUGGAAAUCGAGACUGGGACGAUCCAUCACUGUACAAAACGAGGCUUGCCUGAUUACGUGGAAAUUGGCGGCGCCAGCGGGUUGGACCACACGAAAAUGGAAGUACUGGACACUGUGUGCGGACUUGACUCUAAUGAAGGUCGGCGCCCUGCUUUCAUUGCAUGUGAAGAUACCGUGGCGAGGCUAAUCUCAAGUGGGAGAUUCUAUAACUCGGUCACCCUGGCAUUCGCACCCCUACCCUUGGAGGAUAUUGAGCAUGCUGAUUUGAUUUGUGGAAUGAACGACUUGUAAAUUGACUACACGCCAGUUCUUUGAAAGCAAUGUUUGUAUAGCUUUUACGCCAUCUUAAAAUGUUUUAUCGAUUUUUGAUGCAGAGGUGUUGUUAAAAUUGUUUUUUGAAAAGGGAGUUUUAUUCUUAUUAUCCAUGGUUUAAAAUUGAUUGCCAUAAUUUUUGUUUUUUUAAUUUUGACGGCUAAAUUAGCAGUUUUUAUUUUGUAAGUAAACAGUAAGGAAUAUUUGAAUAAAUUAUUGUUAUAAGUAUUUUAUGAUAAUUAUGUUACUCUGAGUAAAUUCUUCAUAAAGAUAUAUUAAAAUGGUCAAUGUGUAGUAAACUUUAUAUCAAAAUAUUUCAUGAUGUGUGUAAUAAAUACAAUAUAAGAUGAUUAUGUAUUACAUCCAGUAUUAAUAUGUCAACAAUUAGGAAAUAUAGCGAUAAGUUGUGUCGUCAAUAUUUUAAUCUAGUCAUAAACGAAGGCAAAAAAACGUUAGAUAAAGUCUAACAU
This is a messenger RNA of Amyelois transitella, 1811 nucleotides long. Its product is annotated as corticotropin-releasing factor-binding protein. The coding region runs from base 346 to 1320 and encodes 324 amino acids. Gene Ontology annotation, biological process: hormone-mediated signaling pathway; negative regulation of corticotropin-releasing hormone receptor activity; negative regulation of corticotropin secretion. Gene Ontology annotation, molecular function: corticotropin-releasing hormone binding. Lineage: Eukaryota; Metazoa; Arthropoda; Insecta; Lepidoptera; Pyralidae. The transcript has 7 exons. The record is from RefSeq and is a predicted model, not a curated record.